Sus scrofa (pig) is the source of this 5103-nucleotide messenger RNA. The record is from RefSeq and is a predicted model, not a curated record. Lineage: Eukaryota; Metazoa; Chordata; Mammalia; Artiodactyla; Suidae.
CCGACUCUUGGGAGUUGGGGAGCGGGGGUGCGAGGGGGGACUCUGGAAAGUUGGGAGAGACAGAAGAUGAUUCAGGGCUCUAGCGAGGGAACCCUUAAGCUCCCUGCCCCGUCCUGCUCGCUCAUCCACACCCCAGAAAAACUUAAUUUUCUGAAGCUGGAAAAGUUGCCGAAAUUUUCCUUUCAGCAGUGUGAAGGGGAGACAUGGGUGGGCUGCGGCACGCUUGGGUGGGAAGGGGUAUCUCCCUGUUUCCAUCUCGGGCUCCCCUGUGGCUGGGUAGUGGGCAGGAAGGUGACUGAGUAGGCAUGUUUGGGGGAGUCUCUUUAGUUUUGGGGGGUCGUUUGCUAGCUCCCGCCUCCUUCGCCUAGGUGAGUCAUAGAGGAAGGAGGCGGGAGAAGUGUCCCCCCGUCCAGCUGCCAGCCAGCUGUGCCCCCGCAACGUAGUGCCCAAGGUCGAGUUGGGAGGUCUUGGUUGCGGGAUCUGGAUCUGGGUCUCCGCUGGGAAAGGAGGUGUUAGGUAGGGUACAGCCUAGGAUGGGGCUCGGGCUGGGUCAUGGGGUCCGGGCUCAGCUCCCCAUCUUACCCCGCCCUCACCCUAAAUCCCAGCAUCCCGGGAUCACCCACCGCGCCGGCCGGCCCGCUCCCGGUCGUUCUCCACCCUACCCCGCCCCACCCCACCCUCAAUCCUGGGAGGCCGGAAAACCCGGGAUGGAACUAAACUGGAGUUUGAGGAGGAAAGCGGACAGCGGCACCUACUUAUUCCUCACUACUCCUCUGAUGGAUGAUGACUUUUUGUUUUUAAUUCUCCCAGAGCGUUCCCUCACAGUCCCGUUCCUGUUACCCCAAAACAGACCAAAAAGGUUAGGCGGCUGCCCAGCUUCAAACUAUUCCUGAAUAACACCAGCUUCCAACCUGUGUACUCGAGAGACCCCGGAGACUCCGUUCAGAAAUCUUACGCCUUUCCACACAGUUUUCUGCCUUAGAGAAGGGCAGAUCCUCCGCGCUCUCUCCAGGCCCCACCAGCCUCCCUGCCUGGGCUGUGGCGAGGGCUCCCUCUGCUGGACACUGGAGAGGUUGUAGACGGCAAGCAACAACUCGGAAAGGCAAAGGGGGCCCAGGCAGCAAGUCAGCCCAACGCUUGAAGUCACUUCUCCUCAUGAGUUUCCUCAUCCCACCCCCUCAAAGCUGGCCCAUGGUGUCACAGCAAGAAGAAACAGAGGUCCAUGGUAUAAAAUCACUUGAAACUCGAGGGAAGACUAGUCCACAACACUCCCCCUACUCUCUCUCUCUCUCUCUCACACACACACACACACACACACACACACACUACCCAAGGCAAAGCUCCCACCCAGUUCCUGCAAAGAUCCCCAAGACUGGCCCUACCUCUAUAGGACUUCUCUCCUUACCCUUCCCCAGGCUGAGUGAUGCUCAUUUCAACUUGAUUUCCCACAGCAGAUGUCUUAGAGGUGCUCUGCCCAGGGUUCUGUUCCUGAGUUAGUUAUCUGACCUUCCCUUCUGCCUUUAUAACUUUCAGAUCUCCUGUCCCCUUCUGCAGUGUCCCCACACUGUCCUCUGAGACACCAUGUUCAACUCGAUGACCCCACCGCCAGUCAGUAGCUAUGGCGAUCCCUGCUGUCUCCGGCCCCUCCCCAGUCAGGGGGCUCCCAGCAUGGGGACAGAAGGACUGCCUGGUGUGCCCUUCUGCCACCAGGCCACCCUCAUGUCUGGUCCCCACAGUUAUGGGCCAGCUAGAGAGACCAACAGCUGCACCGAGGCCCCACUGUUUCCUCCUCCCCGGAGUGCAGUCAAGUUAACCAAGAAGCGGGCCCUCUCCAUCUCACCUCUGUCGGACGCCAGCCUGGACCUACAGACAGUUAUCCGAACCUCCCCCAGCUCCCUCGUGGCCUUCAUCAACUCACGUUGUGCAUCUCCAGGGGGCUCCUAUGGUCACCUCUCCAUCGGCACCAUGAGCCCAUCUUUGGGAUUCUCACCUCAGAUGAAUCAGCAAAAAGGGGCCACGCCUUCCUUCGGGGUCCAGCCCUGUGGUCCCCAUGACCCCACCCCAGGGGGGAUGAUGCUGCAUCCUCAGUCCCGGGGACCCCUCCCAACUUGCCAGAAGCUGAAGUCUGAGCUGGAUGUGCUGGUGAGCAAGUGCCCCGAGGAGCCCUUGGAAGGUGAUAUGUCCAGCCCCAACUCCACGGGCACACAGGAUCCCCUGUUGGGGAUGCUAGAUGGGCGCGAAGAUCCAGAGAGAGAGGAGAAGCCUGAACCUGACUCUGUGUAUGAGACCGAUUGCCGCUGGGACGGCUGCAGUCAGGAAUUUGACUCCCAGGAGCAGCUGGUGCACCACAUCAACAGCGAACACAUCCAUGGAGAACGGAAGGAAUUCGUGUGCCAUUGGGGGGGCUGCUCCAGGGAGCUGAGGCCCUUCAAAGCCCAGUACAUGCUGGUGGUGCACAUGCGCAGGCACACGGGCGAGAAGCCACACAAGUGCACGUUUGAGGGGUGCCGGAAAUCAUACUCACGCCUGGAAAAUCUGAAGACACACCUGCGGUCACACACGGGUGAGAAGCCAUACAUGUGUGAGCAUGAGGGCUGCAGUAAAGCCUUCAGCAACGCCAGUGACCGAGCCAAGCACCAGAAUCGGACCCACUCCAAUGAGAAGCCGUAUGUGUGUAAGCUCCCUGGCUGCACCAAACGCUACACAGAUCCCAGCUCGCUCCGGAAACAUGUCAAGACAGUGCACGGUCCUGAUGCCCACGUGACCAAGCGGCACCGAGGAGAUGGCCCCCUGCCUCGGGCCUCGGCUCUUUCCACGGUGGAGCCUAAGAGGGAGCGGGAUGGAGGCCCCGUCAGGGAGGAGAGCAGACUGACUGUGCCAGAGGGUGCCAUGAAGCCACAGCCGAGUCCUGGAGCCCAGUCCUCCUGCAGCAGUGACCACUCCCCAGCAGGCAGCGCGGCCAAUACAGACAGCGGUGUGGAAAUGACUGGAAAUGCAGGAGGCAGCACUGAGGACCUGUCCAGCUUGGACGAGGGACCUUGUAUUGCUGGCACUGGUCUGUCUACUCUUCGCCGCCUUGAGAAUCUCAGGCUGGACCAACUACAUCAGUUCCGGCCAGUGGGGCCCCGGGGCCUCAAACUGCCCAGCUUGACCCACACUGGCACUCCCGUGUCCCGCCGGCUGGGCCCCCCAGUUUCUCUUGACCGCCGCAGCAGCAGCUCCAGCAGUGUCAGCUCAGCCUAUACUGUCAGUCGCCGCUCCUCCUUGGCCUCUCCUUUCCCCCCUGGCUCCCCACCAGAGAAUGGGGCAUCCUCUCUGCCUGGCCUCACGCCUGCCCAGCACUACCUGCUCCGGGCAAGAUAUGCUUCAGCCAGGGGAGGUGGUACCCCACCCACAGCAGCACCCAGCCUGGAUCGGAUGGGGGGUCUCCCUGCACCUCCCUGGAGAAGCCGAGCCGAGUAUCCAGGAUACAACCCCAACGUAGGGGUCACCCGGAGGGCCAGUGACCCAGCCCGGGCUGCUGACCGCCCUGCCCCAGCUAGAGUCCAGCGGUUCAAGAGCUUGGGUUGUGUCCACACAUCCCCUACAGUGGCAGGAGGAGGACAGAACUUCGAUCCCCAUCUCCCAACCUCUGUCUACUCACCACAGCCCCCCAGCAUCACUGAGAAUGUCACCAUGGAUACCAGAGGGCUACGGGAGAAGCCAGAGGUUGGGACCUCCAUGAUGGGCAGUGGUCUGAACCCUUAUAUGGAUUUCCCACCUGCUGAUACUCUGGGAUACGGGGGACCUGAGGGGGCAGCAACUGAGCCUUACGGAGUUAGAGGCCCGGGCUCCCUGCCUCUUGGGCCUGGUCCACCCACCAACUAUGGCCCCAACCCUUGCCCUCAGCAGGUCGCCUAUCCUGAACCCACCCCAGAAACAUGGGGUGAAUUCCCUUCCCACUCUGGACUGUACCCAGGCCCCAAGGCGCCUGCUGGAACCUACAGCCAGUGUCCUCGUCUUGAACACUAUGGACAAGUGCAGGUGAAGCCAGAACAGGGGUGUCCAGUGGGUUCUGACUCCACAGGACUGGCACCCUGCCUCAAUGCCCACCCCAAUGAGGGGCCUACCUGCCCACAGCCUCUAUACUCCCACUACCCCCAGCCUCCCCCUCCCCAGUACCCCCAGUCAGGCACCUAUACCCAGCCACCUCCUGACUAUCUUCCUUCAGAGCCCAGGCACGGCCUGGAGUUUGAGUCCCCUACUCAUUCUACAGGACAGCUCAAGGCUCAGCUUGUGUGUAAUUAUGUUCAGUCUCAACAGGAACUGCUGUGGGAGGGCGGUGGAAGGGGAGAUCCCCCAGUCCAGGAACCUCUCUACCAGAGUUCCAAGUUUCUGGGGGGUUCCCAGGUUAGCCCGAGCCCUGCCAGAGCCCCAGUGGCCACAUACGGACCUGGCUUUGCACCUAACCUGCCCAGUCACAAGUCAGGCUCCUAUCCUACCCCUUCACCAUGCCAUGAAAAUUUUGCAGUCGGGGCAAACAAGGCUUCCCACAGGGCAGCAGCACUACCCCGACUUCUGCCCCCGCUACCCACUUGCUACGGGCCCCUCAAGGCAGGGGGCACCAACCCCAGCUGUGGCCAUCCCGAGGUGGGCAGGCUGGGAGGGGGCCCUGCCUUGUACCCUCCUCCUGAAGGGCAGGUGUGUAACCCUCUGGACUCUCUCGAUCUCGACAACACUCAGCUGGACUUUGUGGCUAUUCUGGAUGAGCCCCAGGGGCUGAGUCCUCUGCCUUCUCAUGAUCAGAGGGACAGCUCUGAACACACCCCACCUCCCUCGGGGCCCCCCAACAUGGCUGUGGGCAACAUGAGUGUCUUACUGGGAUCCCUACCUGGAGAGACACAAUUUCUCAAUUCCAGUGCCUGAAGAGUGGGGAAAUCACAGAUCUACAUUUCCUAAGGGGUUUCCACCCCCACAAAGAAGUCAGGAGGAAGAGACGUAGCCCUGUGGGUUUGUUCCACGGAUGGCAGGUAUAGGCUGGGGCUGUACACAGUCUAUAUAUAUAUUUGAGGAGGAAUUUGAUAAUGACACUGUUUCCUGAUAAUAAAGGAACUGCAUCAGAAA